GCCAUGGUCUUUGCUGGGUCAAGUGCCUGUUGUUCUUCGCUUCACUCCACAGAUUGCAGCUCCGGUGACGGCGCUCCGAGCUCGCUUGGUGCUACAGGGCGUCAACGUGAGCAACCUGGAGCUGCUCUCGAUCACAGGCCUUCCCCAGGUCUUGGAAGUGGCAGCCUCACUUGGGACGCUCACAGCGUGGGAGCUCCUCUUGGGUGCACCUUUGGCCAAAGACGUCGAGGUCACCUUGCUGCUCCGCGGGGCACCCGGGCA
Molecule: messenger RNA, 261 nt
Organism: Symbiodinium necroappetens
Lineage: Eukaryota; Dinophyceae; Suessiales; Symbiodiniaceae
Source: the annotation of a GenBank genome assembly